Molecule: messenger RNA, 4202 nt
Organism: Myotis myotis
Lineage: Eukaryota; Metazoa; Chordata; Mammalia; Chiroptera; Vespertilionidae
Gene: GPBAR1
Product: G protein-coupled bile acid receptor 1
Exons: 2
Coding region: 3078-4070 (330 amino acids)
Biological process (GO): G protein-coupled receptor signaling pathway
Cellular component (GO): membrane
Molecular function (GO): G protein-coupled bile acid receptor activity
Source: RefSeq, a predicted model, not a curated record
GAAAUCAGGAUUUUAAAAAGAUUCCCAGGUGAUUCUAAUGUGCAGCCAAGGUUGAGAACCACUGCCCAACAUCCUUUGUCUUAAGCUAAAGAUGGUAUUUAAGGUGAUGGUUUCAGGCAUUCUGGUGAGUUACUCAGUUUCCCUGGGUAACUCCUAGCUCCCAAGUACGCAUGUUAUCAAAUGUUUUCUCUUGUUAAUGUGUCUCUUAGUAAAGGAAUGUCUCAGCCAAGAGUCCAGAAGGUAGAGGGAAAAUUAUUUUUCCUUCCCUACAGAGCUAUAAGCUAUACUAACCCUAGGUGAGUGGUAGGCUAUACCAUAUAGGUUUGUGUAACUAAAUUCUAUGGUAUUUCCGUAACGACGAGAUCGGCUAACAACCCAUUUUUCAGAAUGUAUCCCUGUUGUUAAGUGACACGUGAUUGUACUUAGUUUCCCUGUGGAGCAAAAGCGUCACUGCCCUCUUGCUUUUCAUAGGUAAUCUGCUUUUCUCAGGGAAGUUCUUUCUUAGAGGGGAGGAUUGGCUGGAGGGAAGGGACAUGCAGAGAAGGGCAGAAAUCCUAAUAAUGUUAUUAACUGCUACCUUUCAUUGAGUGCUUAUGUGCCAAGCACUGAUCUAAGUUUUUAUCACAUAUUUCAUUUAGUCUCAAUGGGUGAGUACAAUGUGAGCCCCAUUUUGCAGAUAAGGAAACUAAGGCAAGAGAACUUUGUUAACUUGCCCAAAUUUAUACAGCUAAAAAAAUAGGAUCUCAGCCAGGAUUCUGAGAUCCAAAGCCAGGCUUUCUGAUUCCAACACUGGCUUGUGCCUCUUAUUCAUCGAAGGAGGGGGAGAGUGAGAGAAAAACAUUGAUUUGUUGUUCCACUUAUAAAUACAUUCAUUGUACAGGCCCAUAACAUUUUCCACAACAACCCUAAGAGUAGCUUUCUUUCUUCCCCAUUUUACAGGUGGGAAAAUUGGAGCCCAGAGGUAGCUUGCCCAAUAUCACACCCCAGAGCUAUUUGAGCUUGUAGCCCACAACUUGACUCACAAAGUAGCUGAGGAAAAUGCGGAAUGACUCCAGAUUCUAGAAGGCAAGGCUGGCUUUAUAAUCUGAAAGGUCCACCAGGCAAUACGAUGGGGGGCAGUGAAGAUACUCAACCCCUACCCCCUACUGCCACCAUUACACACACACUCCCCUUUGGCAGACAGGUAGGAUUAUGGAGCUCAAUAUGCUGUCAGCUGGCUGGCCACUCCAGUAUAAAGCUCAUAAAAUGUAAAUGUAUUAGCUGGGGCAGAAAGUGGGGAGGGGUAGAAGGAAAUCAUUCACUAGGGAAUGCAUUUCUCAGAUCAGCUAGGCCAGUGGUUCUCAACCUUCUGGCCCUUUAAAUACAGUUCCUCAUGUUGUGACCCAACCAUAAAAUUAUUUUUGUUGCUACUUCCUAACUGUAAUGUUGCUACUGUUAUGAAUCGUAAUGUAAAUACCUGAUAUGCAGGAUGGUCUUAGGUGACCCCUGUGAAAGGGUCGUUCGACCGCCAAAGGGGUCGCGACCCACAGGUUGAGAACCGCUGAGCUAGGCAGUAUCAGGAGAGGGGUCUCCAAACUGAGUGACCUGAGAGAGGAUCUGCCCCCUAAGUGAAGCUAUAGCCAGUAGCUGGAAAGGGGAAGCUCGGGUCCAGCAGGAGAGGAGGAAGGCCUCCCAUUUGCUAAAGCCGGGGUGUGCCAGGUCCCACCCUCAGAGGCGGGGCCAGGCUAAGCCCCGUGGCCACAGUUCCAUCCUCCCAGAACCCAGGCAGGAGCAGAGCCGGGGCAGCUACGAGCCUGGGGCCCUGCUAUCCCAGAGUGGAGGCACCAUGCUCUCCGCGGCCGGGACAUCAGACAUCUCCAGAGGCCCUGCAAGGUCAGCUGCAGCAGUUCCCUGAAACAGGCCAGGCCAGGCUGAGGAGCGCCUGUCUCCAACUGCCAUCAACAGCAGCUGCUCCCAUGGACAGAAGCAGGCGUUCCCACAGGAUCCAGGACCCCUCCCUGUUUCCCGAUGUAGCCGUGGGGCCGGGGUGCUGGCGGGCUGAAAACAAGGAGCCAAGUGAAGGAAAGGACAGGGACAGAGCAGAGCUGCAAAGAGGCCAGCCCUGUCCAGCAGCUCCUCUCCCCUUUCCUGGGGGUCAGCUUCAGCCUCAGGGUGUGGGAGGUGUCCUCCUUGCUGCUGGCAUCUCCGCAUUCACUGCCAAUCCUCCUCCAACCUCCCCACGCACCCCCCGCCCCACCACCCACUCACUUCUACCCCCAGCAACUCCUCUCUCUCCUCCAAUUCCCUGGAAGGGACCUGUUGCUAGUGGUGCAGAUGAGUCAAGUUUAUGGGCUGGAAGUCCUAUCCAGAGGCUGCUCACUCAUCUGUAACCAACUGGCCACAGGGCAGAUGGGGAUGGUGGAGCAAGGGACAGGGCAUCCCACUUGCUGCCACCAUUGCCCUGACCUCGCCACUAACUCUGAUGCUUAGUGAUCCCUCUCUCUGCCUCACUCCUGCCCCACCCCAAUCCUAAUGCUCUGGUUUCCCACCAGGCUUCGAGCAUCUGAAGACAGAGACCCCUCUCCUGCACCUGAGCACCCACUUCUAGCACCUGGCCCUAGCCCAGAGGAGGCUGUCAGCUUUGGCUGACCACUACACCAGCCACACCCCGUCUUCCCUUUUGGCUAGUUUAGAGGCCUUGCCAGUAGAGGCAGGGGUGGGCAAGAUGCUUUGGGGCUGGAUGGGUCAUUCUUUCAGUUUAAACAGGCAUAAGCACAGCUGCCCAAGGGGGCCAAGCGGGUAACAGAAAUGGGUGAAGUGGCCUGUGGGGAGGUCCUCACUCCAGCUGGUCACUACCAUAUAGGACAUAGGUAUUGCCACAACUGAUUUCUUAAGAGAAGCCAGAAAUAGAAAUUUUAAUUGGCCAUUAAUUGAAAAAAAAAUGUGUAUACAGCUUAAUCCAUUUGGCUGCAACCUCUAGAUUAAUAAGUAUUCCCAAGAGGACAGUGACCCGCAGCCCCACCCUAACUCUAGCCACCCCAUCUCCUGUCCAGGCAUGUCGGCCGUUGCUCCAGAUUUUCCCUGUCCCCAGACCCAAGAUGACACCCAACAGCACCAGGGAGGUGCCCGGUGCUGUUCCCAUGGGAGCCUUUGGGCUCUCCCUGGUCCUGGCAAGCCUCAUCGUCGUGGCCAACCUGCUCCUGGCCGUGGGCAUUGCCGGGGACCGCCGCCUGCGUAGCCUCCCUGCUGGCUGCUUCUUCCUGAGCCUGCUGCUCGCUGGGCUGCUCACAGGGCUGGCACUUCCCACACUGCCAGGCCUGUGGAGCCAGAGCCGCCGAGGCUACUGGUCCUGUCUCUUCCUCUACUUAGCUCCCAACUUCUCCUUCCUCUCCCUGCUCGCCAACCUGCUGCUGGUGCACGGGGAGCGCUACAUGGCAGUGCUGCGGCCUCUCCGGGCCCCUGGGAGCACUCGCCUGGCCCUGCUCCUCACCUGGGCUGGCCCCCUGCUCUUCACCAGCCUGCCCGCGCUGGGGUGGAACCACUGGGCCCCUGGUGCCAACUGCAGCUCCCAGGCUGUCUUCCCAGCCCCCUACCUCUACCUCGAAGUCUAUGGGCUGCUGCUGCCUGCCGUGGGUGCUGCGGCCCUUCUCUCUGCCCGUGUGUUGAUCACUGCCCAUCGCCAGCUACAGGACAUCCGCCGGCAGGAACGGGCAGUGUGCCGCGGGGUGCCCUCGGCCCUGGCCCGGGCCCUUACCUGGAGGCAAGCAAGGGCACAGGCUGGAGCCACACUGCUCUUUGGGCUGUGCUGGGGACCCUACGUGGCCACCUUGCUCCUCUCAGUGCUGGCCUAUGAGCAGCGCCCACCGCUGGGGCCUGGAACUCUGUUGUCCCUUGUUUCACUGGGCAGUGCCAGUGCAGCGGCAGUGCCUGUGGCCAUGGGGCUGAGUGAUCAGCGCUACACAGCUCCCUGGAGGGCAGCUGCCCGAAGAUGGCGCCGGGUGCUGCGGGGAAGAGCCUCCCGGAGCAGUCCUGGCCCCGGCACUGCCUACUGCACCAGCAGCCAAAGCAGCAUGGACCUGGACUUGAACUAGGGGAAGGGCCUCCACUUACUCCUACUAGAAGCAUCCAUCCAUCUCAGCCACGCCUGUCUCCACUUGUCCGCACACCCCAGGAUCAGAGACCCUGCCCUUUUUUAUUGGUGGAAUAAAGCUCCUCUGGCCGAG